Messenger RNA from Pelobates fuscus (common spadefoot toad), 2262 nucleotides. It is a transcript of the gene NDOR1, whose product is annotated as NADPH dependent diflavin oxidoreductase 1. NCBI's taxonomy places the organism in Eukaryota, Metazoa, Chordata, Amphibia, Anura, Pelobatidae. Gene Ontology annotation, molecular function: flavin adenine dinucleotide binding; NADPH-hemoprotein reductase activity; FMN binding. The record is from RefSeq and is a predicted model, not a curated record. The coding region runs from base 268 to 2070 and encodes 600 amino acids. The transcript is spliced from 15 exons. Gene Ontology annotation, cellular component: cytosol.
AGUGUGGCGGUAGGUGACAGGGAGGGUGCGGUAAGUAAACCCGGUUAGUGACAGACAGGGGGCGGUAGGUGACAGGCGGUUGGUGGCCGCAUCUCACGGACCAUCAGGGAACUUCCGGCAUCACAUGACCUGAUCACAUGACCCGCGAUAUCAUAGCCACGCCCACUCCGUGGCAAUUUGCCGCUUCCUGUACCACGUGACCGGUGACGUCAGCGAAGUUCCUGGUAAUUGAAUGGGAACUUCCAGCCACUGAGUGAGAGAGACAAGAUGGAAGAGCGAAAUAUCCUGAUUCUGUUCGGGAGUCAGACAGGAACUGCCGAAGACGUGGCGGAGCGAAUCUGCAGAGCGGCGAAGAGGCGGCACUUUAUUUGCCGAAUGGAAUCUCUGGACAGCUACAGUGUGGUAAACCUUAUAAACGAGCCGCUAGUUGUUUUUGUCUGCGCAACCACAGGACAAGGGGACCCUCCAGACAAUAUGAAGAAUUUUUGGAGAUUUAUUUUUAGGAAGAAUCUACCCCAGAACUCCUUGUGUCGGAUGGAUUAUGCUGUGCUAGGACUUGGCGAUUCCUCGUACCCAAAAUUUAACUUCGUCGCCAAAAAGCUCCACAAACGUCUGGCUCAGCUCGGAGCCAAUCCCAUCCUACCGGUAGCCCUCGGUGACGAUCAGCAUGAACUGGGACCUGGUGCAGUAGUGGAUCCGUGGCUACAAGAUCUGUGGAGAAAGGUUCUCUACUUAUACCCACUUUCUCCUGGACUGCAUGUAGUCAGCGAUGAUGUUAUGCUGCCAGCUAAGUUCUCUCUCCGAUUCCUGAACAACGUUUUGGCCCCAGAAGACAGUAGCAGAGAUAACAUUCCAAGGACCAGGAUUCCUGAAGGAGAAACCCCCUCUGAGCUGAAUCCGUUCCUGGCUCCCAUUUUAUCCAAUGAACAUGUGACAUCAGAAGAUCAUUUCCAAGAUGUGCGACUCAUCGAGUUUGACAUCACAGGCUCCGGGAUCGAUUUUUCUCCCGGGGACGUGGUGAUGAUCCAACCACAGAACUCCCCCGAGCAUGUACAGCAUUUCUGUAGUCUGUUGCGGUUGGACCCAGAUAGGCAAUUUGUGCUGGAAGCCAAGGAUUCAUACACUGCAAUCCCAGCGAACCUGCCGCAGCCAUGCACAGUGCGAUAUCUGGUGGAGCGGUAUCUGGAUAUCUGCUGUGUCCCUCGCUGUUCCUUCUUUGAGCUUUUGUCCAAUUUCUCUCUAGACGAGCAGGAGCGGGAGAAGUUGAAGGAGUUUAGUUCUGCUGCUGGCCAGGAGGAACUCUAUGCUUAUUGUAACCGCCCACGGCGCACCACGCUGGAGGUUCUACAGGACUUUCCUCAUACAACCUGCAGCAUUCCUCAUGACUAUCUGCUAGACCUCAUCCCUCGUAUCCGUCCGCGAGCUUUCUCCAUUGCCUCUUCCAUACAGGCGCAUCCCAACAUAAUCCAGAUCCUCAUGGCCGUGGUACAGUACAGAACCAGACUACAGGAGAGCCGGCGUGGCUUGUGCUCUACGUGGCUGGCGUCUCUCCGGCCACAAGAGGGGGAGACUCGGGUCCCUCUCUGGGCAAAGAAAGGCAGCAUGAAAUUUCCGUGUGACGCAGAUAUCCCAUUGGUGAUGGUUGGACCUGGAACUGGAGUUGCCCCAUUCCGUUCAGCCAUACAGGAGAGGUCUGCCCGCAGUGCAGCAGGUAACUAUUUGUUUUUUGGGUGCCGCAACAAAUCGAAAGAUUUCUAUUUCCAACAAGAAUGGGAUGGUCUGGUGAAAAGAAAUAUUCUGACGCUGUUCACCGCUUUCUCUCGUGACCAGGAUGAUAAAAUAUACGUGCAACAUCAGAUAAAGGCAAAUGGACCUCUUCUGUGGGAUUUACUCAGCAAGAAACAUGGCUAUUUCUACAUUGCUGGAAAUGCUAAGUCGAUGCCUGGAGAGGUAACGGACGCCUUGAAGUCUAUAUUCUGCUCAGAAGGUGGGAUGUCGCCUGUCGAAGCUGAAGAGUACCUGGUCCAGCUUGAGAAAUCUCGCCAUUUUCAAUCUGAAACCUGGUCAUAAACCCUCGUUAUCCCCCUCAAACUACAGGACCAAAUUAGCGAGUUCUGAUGGCCGACACUAAGCGUUAUUAAAAAAAGAAACACAAUAUUUUAUCAUUAUUUAAGCCUUUCUGGCAGAUUGUCAGAUAUCUCGUGUUACAUUAUUGAUAAAAUAAACUGCGUUAGAAUUAAACAAAGCAUCAGAUUGACGUGA